Messenger RNA from Chiloscyllium plagiosum (whitespotted bambooshark), 1073 nucleotides. Its product is annotated as granzyme A-like. Gene Ontology annotation, molecular function: serine-type endopeptidase activity. NCBI's taxonomy places the organism in Eukaryota, Metazoa, Chordata, Chondrichthyes, Orectolobiformes, Hemiscylliidae. Gene Ontology annotation, biological process: proteolysis. The record is from RefSeq and is a predicted model, not a curated record.
AUGCUGGGACAGGACACAGAGGCACCGCCGGUCAUGACCAUCGACGACCACAGUGGCACAGUGAUUGACAAGAGGAUCAGGAAAGCAGCCUCAACUCUUACUCGCCUCAUGACUCGAGUAUGGACAAAUCCCAAGCUGACAGCACAGACAAAAGUGUCAGUCUACAACGCCUGCGUCAUAAGCACAGUGCUACAAUUUAAAUAUCAGAAGGUUAAGGCAGUUCUUGGAACAGAUUCACUGAGCAAAAAGGAAACAGCACAAAUUAUUACAGUGAAGCAGAAAUUUCCUCAUGUUUGCUUUGACAAACAAACCACAGAAAAUGACAUCAUGCUGCUCCAACUACAGUCUGAGGCAGAACUUAACAAGUAUGUAAAUCUCCUUCCUCUGCCCAAACAUUACUUGGAUGUGAAAGAUGGAACUGUCUGCUCAGUUGCCGGUUGGGGAUGGACAAGCAUAAAGUCAAAUAAGGGCUCUGACCAUCUUAAAGAAGUAAAUGUAACAACCAUAAACAGAUCAAAGUGCAACAGUCGACAGUAUUACAACGGCAAACCUUUAAUAACCAAGAACAUGCUCUGUGCUGGUGACAAACGAGGUGGAAAAGAUGCAUGCAGAGAGGACUCAGGUGGACCAAUGAUAUGUAAAAAUGAGUUCCGAGGAAUUGUGUCUUUUGGGAAAAAAUGCGGACUUGCCAAAAAGCCUGGUAUUUAUACAAGGCUCACAAAGGAGUAUAUUGAAUGGAUUCAGGAAAAAACAGCCUGAUCCUUACAAAAUGUUUAUGAAGAGUUUUAUGCAUUAUUUCUAUCUUCUGUAAGUCGAUGUGGCCUGUGUAGCAAAAUGAGUUGGCAAUUACUUUCCAUUUAUUGAGAUUAUUUUAAAGUAAUGUGCUGUAAGUAAAUUCAAAAUAGGAGCCUGUACAUAUUUAUCCCUUGCUAGAUGUUCAGGGAAGUUAUGAAAUAGAACUUAUAGUUUGCACAUGCAUAUGGCAGAAAAAUUGAGAAAUAUCACACACGUGUUGUUGAAUUGUUAACUAUAUGCUUUGUUUAAAUAGCAAAGUAAAAUUUACCCUGUUCAGC